AUGAUGAUUACCAUCUGGGGCUAUCUGUGCUCGCGGAUCAGAGAGAGACUACGGAGCUAUGGACAUUGGUGUGUCAAAGCGGAUCCGUUUCUCAGAUGGCGGGAACUUCCAACUGUACUUCAACAGGAUGUUGAAUUUGCUCGCAGCGUAGUGCAUCUACUUCGUGAUCCUUACCCAAUAAUGGCUGCUCUGCCAGAGCUCAGGAAGGAUCGCCAAUUGUGGGAAAACAUUGUUACCCAUAGGUUGCAUAACCGCAGCUGGCAUUGCCUUCCAAGUGAACUACGAGAGGAUGUUGAAUUUGCUCGCAGAGUAGUACAUCUUCUAAAGGAUCCUUCUCCAGCAUUACAAGCACUGCGAGAGCUCAGGGAGGAUCGUGAGGUGUGGGAAAACAUUAUCAAGAACAUGUCAGGAUACCGCUGGGUUACUGGCCAUGAAAAGAGCAAGCUUGCAGACUUUGCACCACACCAUAUUCGCAAGGACAGAGAGCUUAUGACAAAGGCAGGUGUGAAAAAUGGCUACAGUAUCCAUGCAUUUAGGACGUGGCAUGAUCUGACGGAAAUCUCCCUCCUGGCAGAUAACACGUUCUUUGCCAAUGUUGUUCAGUGCACCAUAAUGUGGCACGACCCAGAUGCUGAAGAUCUAUACCUUUCCUUAUUGCUGUUUCGAGUUGCCACUGGCGCAAACAAGGCAAUGAUAGCAACAAAUGACAAAGCUACAUGGUUAAUGGCGCGGGAAGUGUUGAAGGCUAGCUUUCGAUAUUUGGUCAAAUACAAGGUUCGUCAUGACUUCUGGUUUGUCCUACACCGCGAUAUGGCUAUUGCAUGGUUUGAGACAGGCUUGCCAUUCAAACACAACCACCCACAAGCAUUCAGAAGUCACAGAGAGUUUUUCCUCCUGAUUGCAGAGCACUGUUUCUCCUUUAAUGAGAAGCAGGAGUCCUUUGCCAAGUGGUGCAACAAAGAGCUCCUCCAGGACAAGGAUUUUAUGGUGGAAGUGAUCAAAAGGGAUCCACUUCUCUACAUGUCCAAGUUUUUCAAACUGUCUGAUGAUUUUGACCUGGCUGUCCAAGUAAUUUGCAGCCUUUCCAUGGAGGAUCAUAUCUCGUAUUGGCAAAAUAGAAGGGGAUUCUUGCAACAGUUACAACAUCACUUGAAAACACGGCUUGAUGAACACAAGUCUUUUUGUCAUGUCGCAAGUUGGGGAGAGUCCCGAUUCACUCAUCUGGACAAACAUCUGCGGAACAAGAUUGGUGAAUAUCUAGACCAAGCAAAAGGAGCCGAGCAAUACCAAUUGAGACAACGAGCACACCAUCAGUUGGCAAGUUUCCUCCAUCAAUGUGAGAUUGAAAGUAAAGAGCGAAAUGGCUUGCUUGCUUAUUUUAUGCCCUGGCUAGCUACUAAGAAGGAAAUGUGA
Messenger RNA from Seminavis robusta, 1413 nucleotides. The record is from the annotation of a GenBank genome assembly. NCBI's taxonomy places the organism in Eukaryota, Bacillariophyta, Bacillariophyceae, Naviculales, Naviculaceae.